AGUGGCUGGGAAAGGAAUAGGGGUGUUGAAUUUGGAUAUUGGAGGGGACGUUGGUGGACGGACUGGGUGCAUGGAGUUGGUGUCAAUGGAGGAUCAGGACUCCAGGGUCCCAGCCCUGGAACCAUUCAGGGUGGAGCAGGCACCACCUAUAAUCUACUAUGUCCCUGACUUCAUCUCCAAGGAAGAGGAGGAGUAUUUGCUUCGACAGGUCUUCAAUGCCCCAAAACCAAAGUGGACUCAGCUCUCUGGGAGGAGGUUACAGAACUGGGGUGGGCUCCCCCAUCCCCGGGGGAUGGUUCCUGAGCGGCUUCCUCUGUGGCUUCAGCGCUACGUGGACAAAGUAUCUGACCUCAGUCUUUUUGGAGGUCUCCCAGCCAACCACGUCCUUGUGAACCAGUAUCUGCCUGGGGAGGGCAUCAUGCCCCACGAGGAUGGACCACUGUACUACCCGACCGUCAGCACCAUCAGCCUGGGCUCCCACACCAUGCUGGACCUCUACGAGCCACGGCAGCCAAAGGAUGAUGACCCUACAGAGCAGCCCCGGCCCCCGCCCCGGCCGACCACCUCGCUGCUGCUGGAACCCCGCAGCCUGCUGGUGCUCCGUGACACCGCCUACACGCGCCUCCUCCACGGCAUCGCAGCCGCCUCCGUAGACCCGCUGGACACUGCCUCCCUGCCGCUCAACGCCGCCGCCUGCCCGUCGGCGCUGCCGGGAGCCCGCCUAGUCCGCGGCGUCCGCGUCUCGCUGACCAUCCGCCGGGUGCCCCGCGUGCUGCGCGCCGGCCUCCUCCUCAGCAAGUGAUGCCUGGCCCCAGGACCCGCUGGGCUUCCCGAGCUAUGGACUCAGACAGCUGCGACCCUGCAACCUUGAAACCCUGGGGCAGGGGCGGCUCCCGAGUUAUCUUCCCAAUAACUUUGUGGAAACCACAGGA
Molossus molossus (Pallas's mastiff bat) is the source of this 932-nucleotide messenger RNA. It is a transcript of the gene ALKBH6, whose product is annotated as alkB homolog 6. Bases 71 to 802 code for a protein of 243 amino acids. NCBI's taxonomy places the organism in Eukaryota, Metazoa, Chordata, Mammalia, Chiroptera, Molossidae. The record is from RefSeq and is a predicted model, not a curated record. The transcript is spliced from 7 exons.